Penicillium robsamsonii is the source of this 729-nucleotide messenger RNA. Its product is annotated as basic helix-loop-helix domain-containing protein. NCBI's taxonomy places the organism in Eukaryota, Fungi, Ascomycota, Eurotiomycetes, Eurotiales, Aspergillaceae. Bases 1 to 729 code for a protein of 242 amino acids. The record is from RefSeq and is a predicted model, not a curated record. Gene Ontology annotation, molecular function: protein dimerization activity. The transcript has a single exon.
AUGGAGUACGACAAUCAGACGCUUCAAACGGGCCGUAGUACCCCUUCACAUUACUGUCCCUGGCAAGCCGAAAAACCUCAAUCAAUCUCCCGGGAACAAUGGCCCACCGAAGAAGGUCUCCAAUGGGGUUCAGAUCCCAGAUUCUGCUAUCACGGCUACUCUAGUCCCAUCGGCACCUGGACAGAGGAGCGGGUGGUGCAGAAUCUAAUGCGGAACAUGGCCAGUUUCUGUACCAGCAUGAACAUGGGACUCGAUGUCCCCCAAAUCACAGACGAGCCGCCUCAGAAGCCUAUACUGGAUGCAUCACAACUGAAUGGAUUCACACUUCCCAUGUUCCAGCCCUCAAUGGUCCCACAAAAUGAAAGACUCUCCGAAACGCCAUCCUCGCCAUCUUCAUCUUCAUCCUCAUCGAGCCGAGGCCAAAUGCUCUCUCCAGAUGAUAACAAAUGCUCACAACGGCCAAGCUGCAUCAAAUACAGGACUCAGCCUGGGCACAAAAAGAGAAAAUGUGUACAAUGGCCAGGACAAAAAUUGUGCCACUGCCGAUCGGAAAAGAAGAGAAGAGAGUUUGUUGGAAACAAAUAUAAAGAACUCUCCCGCAUUGUGCCAGAGCUUAAGGAACAGUCAUACACAAGGAAAUAUAUUCUCGAGGAGACUGCACUGUGGAUUCAAAGUUUGGUCCAGGGCAACGAUGCCCUACAUGAACAACUGAGGCGGUUAAGGGAAUAG